AUGGCCAUGGCGUCAUCCACCACCCAGGCCGUCGAGGCCCAGAAGCCCGAAACCACCACCAACAAUGCCUCUGCGGCUCCCAGGAAACGGAGAAGGAGAGCGCCGGCAACCGGUGCGAGUGAAGAUUGCUUUGCAUGCAGGAAACGACAAAUCAAAUGCGAUCGUCGACGGCCAUACUGUGGGCAAUGCAUUGAGAUGGGCAAAGAGUGCUCUGGAUACCGCACCACUUUGACCUGGGGAGUUGGAGUCGCCAGCCGUGGCAAGCUUCGAGGCAUGUCACUACCAAUAGCCAAGUCGCCCACGCAGACCACUAGCACGACCCGAGACUCGAAAGCGCAAAAGUCAACAGCAUCUGUCGCAACACCGACCACAACUACCACGCAGCAAAGUCCCGCUAGGCUUGAGACUCGAAGAAGCGUAGACUUUGGGAUCCACUCGCCCACCAGUCCCACGAGCCCACACUCAUUCUCCGCUCCACAGGAAUACCAGUAUUUUUGCCCCACGAGCCCAAUCCCAAUUCCGUCUCCCACAACACCCAUGGGAUUUCCCGUGCCGGGAUACGGGGAGCACGUGGAACCGUUUCAUCCGCAUUCAUCCAAAUUGAGGCGGCCUCACCUCCACAGGGGCCCUCUACAAAGACUACAUACCUCGCUCACAGUUCCCUACGACGACAAUGGACUGUCGGCCUCGUCCGCCUCGCUCGGCACGUACAGCGAUAGCGACUUCCCUUCACCUGGCGAAUUUCCUCACACUCCUGCCGAUGAAUUUCCCUUCGCCGACUCUUCGUUUCAUCGAUACUCUUCUCACGCCUUUCACGACCACAGGUCCAUGAGUUCGAUGGAAAAUAUCCAGUACCAUCAUGGCCCUCGUACUCUGCCUAUUGCCGACGACGUAAGCUCCAGCAUCAGCUCCGAUCAGAGCGUACAAGACUUCAACGAAGUUAGCUCCGCUCAGCAGACAAUGGGCCCGCCUGCUUUUCCAGAUAUUUUCAUUGAGGGGGAAAUGAGUUCAAGCCUCAGUGGGUUGUCCCAGUCUGGAUUUUCCUAUCUCCCCUCGGAGGGUACGUCUUCCAUUGGUUCUGGCCCCUUGUCUUUUGACGAAUUCGCGCUCACCACUUCCAUUCCUCAGAGUCUGUCCAUCGCUUUCCCCCUUUCCCAGCGCAUGCGAUAUCUGAUCCAAUUCUACGAUCAAUGUAUCUGCCCGGUUCUGAUAGCUGGUGAUUCCCCGUCGAACCCAUAUCGGAUGCAUAUCUUGCCUCUAGCCCUUAGAAGCGAGGGCCUCCAGAACGCCAUUGCAGCUCUCGCGACGAACAACAUUCGCAUGCGAGGUGGCAUCGAAGGCCGGCGGCUCAGCUAUCCCCAGGACUCCCGACUGCUACCGGACCAUGCAUAUUCGCAAAUGACCCCGAGGGAGCUCAGGGAGAUGCAUGGCGAGCCUUCCAAUGAGGAGAAAUACUACAAGACUCGUUCCAUUGCUUUGCUCAACGAAAAGCUGGCUGAUCCGCAUGGAGCACAAGACGAUUCUGUUCUUGCUACCCUCCUCGUGCUUUGCCUUUUCCACGUAUGCGACUCCGGUUUCACCAAAUUUAGGACUCAGCUUGCUGGGGUACAGAAGCUGCUGAGCAUCCGCGAUCGAAGUGUACAGUCAAAUUUCAUUGGAUGGAUCGAAUUUUUCUUUACUUGGUUCGACGUCCUUACCUCCGCGGUUAACGAUCGGGAAACGGAGGUACAGGGGGAUUCCCUAGAAAUGAUGAAUCUUACAGCCAAUUUGGGUGUAUCAGAGCACCUUUCGGGAUGCGAAGGGCGUCUCUUCAAGCUUAUUGCUAGGCUUGGCAGGCUAAAUCUUCUAAGUCAAAACCGUCCUGUCCGGGAGAGCAACGCCACACCGUGUGCAUCGCCGCGUGUCAGGCGGCGCGCCGACUUCUAUUCUUUCAAUUUCACGAACAUCGAUGGUAAUGGAUGGGGAACCCCGGUGCACGAAGCUUUGAGCCCACAGACCCCGACCGCUGACGAUCCGCGCUCUGCAUUCUGGCUUGAGUGGCACGACAUCCGUUCUCGGGUAGAAGAAUGGGAAUUCGAUCUCCCAAUCGACAGGUCCGCUCUAUCUCCAGCCCAAGCCGCAAUGCUGCACAUGAACGAGAGUUUCCGGUACGCCGCGCUUCUCUAUACCGAACGACUGGCGCAUCCUACCGCACCACCCAGCGCGCUCAACUUCCAGGGCUUAGUUUCUCAAGGCCUCUUCCACAUUUCCCAAAUCGGAAUCACGAGCUGUGUCAACAAGUUCUUGCUCUGGCCCCUGUUCAUUAUAGGGACAGAGUGCGUGGUGGCGGAACACCGAGCAAUCGUUCGCCAGCGGUGCGUCGAGAUCCAGCGAGAGAGUGGGUUCUUCAAUAACCUGAGUGGGCUGGAAGUCUUGGAGAAAGUGUGGCAGGAAGACGACGAGCGGGGAGAGGAGGCACAGCCCCAAGGGCAGGGGUACUUCGGUGCACUGCAGCAGGCGUUCAGGUGGAGAAAAGCCAUGGAUCGCGUUGACGGGGAGUACAUAAUGAUUUGA
Molecule: messenger RNA, 2553 nt
Organism: Trematosphaeria pertusa
Lineage: Eukaryota; Fungi; Ascomycota; Dothideomycetes; Pleosporales; Trematosphaeriaceae
Exons: 1
Coding region: 1-2553 (850 amino acids)
Biological process (GO): regulation of DNA-templated transcription
Molecular function (GO): zinc ion binding; DNA-binding transcription factor activity, RNA polymerase II-specific
Source: RefSeq, a predicted model, not a curated record